AUGGUCAACCUGAACGCUGUUGCACCGGGAGGUGGCAGGGAAUACUAUGUGGCACUGGGUCUCGAGGGCUCGGCGAACAAGCUUGGCGUGGGCGUCGUGAAGCAUCCAGUGGUGGGAAAGCACGAAGGUGGCGACUUCUCGUACGACUGCGAGUCGCAGAUACUGUCGAACGUGCGAGACACGUACAUUACGCCGGCCGGCGAGGGAUUCCUGCCGCGCGAUACCGCGAGACAUCACAAGAACUGGUGUGUCAGGCUGAUCAAGCAGGCGUUGGAGGAGGCGGGCAUACAGAACGCGGCCAAGGACCUCGACGUGAUAUGUUUCACCAAGGGACCUGGCAUGGGCGCGCCGUUGCAUUCAGUGGUGGUGGCGGCGAGGACGUGUUCUCUGCUCUGGGGGGUUCCGCUGGUCGGUGUGAAUCACUGCGUGGGGCACAUCGAAAUGGGCCGGGAGAUAACGAAGGCGGUCGAUCCGGUGGUACUGUACGUCAGUGGAGGGAACACCCAGGUGAUUGCGUACUCGGAGAAGCGGUACCGGAUAUUCGGGGAGACGCUUGACAUCGCCAUAGGCAACUGUCUGGACCGGUUCGCUAGAACGCUGCGGAUCUCGAACUACCCGUCGCCGGGCUACAACAUAGAGCAACUGGCACUGAACUGCAAGAAAAAGGACACGCUGCUGGAGCUGCCAUACACGGUCAAGGGGAUGGAUUUGUCGAUGAGUGGCAUACUUGCGUAUAUUGACAAUCUGGCAAAGGAUCUGUUCCGUGACAACAGAAAAAAUAGGCAGCUGUUUGAUCGCGACAGCGACGAGGCGAAGAUAUCCGUUGAAGACUUGUGUUUUGCGCUGCAGGAGAACUUGUUUGCGAUGCUUGUGGAGAUCACCGAGCGAGCAAUGGCCCAUGUGAACUCGAACCAGGUCCUGAUCGUGGGUGGUGUGGGAUGCAAUCUGAGGUUGCAAGAGAUGAUGCAGCAAAUGUGUCAAGACCGUGCGAACGGGCAGGUCCACGCAACCGACGAGCGAUUCUGUAUCGACAACGGGGUAAUGAUAGCGCACGCGGGUCUGUUACAGUACAGGAUGGGAGAUUUUGUAAAGGAUCUCUCGGAGACUGUCGUCACCCAAAAGUUCAGAACAGAUGAAGUCUAUGUAGCAUGGCGUGAGUAG
Messenger RNA from Zygotorulaspora mrakii, 1161 nucleotides. It is a transcript of the gene KAE1, whose product is annotated as tRNA N6-adenosine threonylcarbamoyltransferase. The transcript has a single exon. The record is from RefSeq and is a predicted model, not a curated record. Lineage: Eukaryota; Fungi; Ascomycota; Saccharomycetes; Saccharomycetales; Saccharomycetaceae. Bases 1 to 1161 code for a protein of 386 amino acids. Gene Ontology annotation, cellular component: EKC/KEOPS complex; cytoplasm. Gene Ontology annotation, biological process: tRNA threonylcarbamoyladenosine modification.